Carcharodon carcharias (great white shark) is the source of this 5162-nucleotide messenger RNA. RefSeq names its product NACHT, LRR and PYD domains-containing protein 3-like. Bases 735 to 4103 code for a protein of 1122 amino acids. The record is from RefSeq and is a predicted model, not a curated record. NCBI's taxonomy places the organism in Eukaryota, Metazoa, Chordata, Chondrichthyes, Lamniformes, Lamnidae. Gene Ontology annotation, molecular function: protein binding. The transcript has 13 exons.
AAACCCUCAGCAAAGAUGACUGGGAAUUCAGAAGUAAGUUUGAAACUGCUCAGUCCUUUCCCAAAUGAAGGUUGAAACGGCUCAGUCCUUGCCCGAAUGAAGGUUUGAACAGGAAAUGAUCCAUGUUUUAUUGGUUUACACACACAACCUGAGAGCGGUCCCACACUGCUUCCGGAAUGGCUGGUUAUUAACUGCUCUUUCUUUCGUGCUCAAAUGUUUGGAUAGAGUCAGAGGAAGCAACUGAGUGAAGCCUAAGAGAACAUCAGAAAAGAAACGUGCCUGGGUCAUUUGCUGCUGUCCAGAUUCAUUAUCAGUCCCAGCGAUCCUCUUUGUUGGUGUCCAUGAAUCUCUGUCUCAUCUCUUAAAUCUUUCUCCAAUACACAGAGAGAGAGGGACAUUUACACACACUCAGACAUUUACAGACAGACAGUAGGGAGAGAGAGAGAGAAACACAAAAAGACACACAUUUACUGGCAGACACUGGGAGGCACACACACACACACACACACACACACACAUUUAAAUGACGGACAGGGAAAGAGUAUUAGAGAGAGCAAGCAAAAGAGUGAGAGACACAUAGAUACUGACAUUUACAGUGUGUGAGAGAGAGAGAGUGGGAGAGAGACACAGACACCUAUAAGCACACUCAUUUACACACACACUUUGCUCUCUUUUGUUGAUUUAUAGAGUGUCUGAGUUCCAGAUUUCUUCCUUGCUUCUGCAACCUUGCAUUGAUGCAAAUGGAACACGACCACAAUCCCAGCUCUGAGGCAGAUCCCGGAAUACAGGCGCUCAUCCGAUCUCAGCAAACAGUGCAAACCGGCAGCACUGCUGUGUGUCCAACCUUUCAGAACAUCACGGGUCCAGUGAAUGUUACCCUGCAGACAAACACCAGCAGCUCCAGCGAAGAGCCACAACAGCCGAGGGACAUUGUGGACAUUGCAAGACUUCGCGAUAAUCACAGGAAGGUGCUGAGAGUAAAAGUCAAGUACAUCACUGAAUACACAAGCAAGCCUGGUGAAAAGGUCCUUCUAACUGAGCAAUUCACCAAGCUCUGGAUGACUGAUGGCGAAUACAGUGUAAUUCCCCAAAGGCAUGAGGUGAUGGAUAUUGAAGCCUUGUCCAGACAGGCCACAUGUGAUGUGCCUUCCAUUGACUACACUGAAAUAUUCGGCUGCUCCCGUCAGCUGUGCAGGCCGCCUAGGAUUACCUUAACCAAGGGAUUGGCGGGAAUUGGGAAAACCAUUUGUGUGCAUAAGUUCGUUCAUGACUGGACUACUGGCUCAGCGGCCUUGGACUUUGACUUCCUAUUCAUGUUUCCGUUCCGGGAGCUGAACCUGCUGGCUGAGAGCAAACUCAGCAUCAGCCAGCUGGUCCAGAGGUAUUACCCACACAUUGAGGAGGCGGUGUCCCUUUUAAAGAACCCCCGCAUCAAAUGUCUCUUCAUCUUCGACGGUUUGGAUGAAAGUCGCCUCCGCUUGGAUUUCAGUAAAAGCCCGGAAUGUGGUGACAUGGAGCGCAGAAUGCGACUUUGUGUUCUCCUGGUCAACUUAAUCAAAGGAAACCUGCUUUCCCAUGCCUCAGUUUGGAUCACUUCACGUCCCGGAGCUGCCCGCCAAAUCCCAGCUCCUUACAUUGACAGGAUGACAGAAAUCCAAGGAUUCAGAGAUCAGGAAAAAGAGGAAUACUUCCAUAAGAAAUGCAAAGGAAGGGCAGAGAAGAUUCUGGUUAAUGUGAAGAGGCAACCCAGUCUUUUCACCAUGUGUUAUGUCCCAGCUUUCUGUUGGAUUCUGGCUACUGUCCUGGAACAUGCCAUGAAACGCAGUGAGAUGGAUAUCUGCCAGCAAGCCCCUAAGACCAUCACUGAGGUCUACAACAACUUUCUGAUUAUGAUGAUCAUGUAUCACCAAGACAAACAGGACCAUGGGCUAAACGAGAGGGAGAAGAUCAGCGACUUUCUGCAAGCCAAGCGCCCAGCGAUCCUCAGUCUGGGCAGACUGGCUUUCCACUGCCUGAAGGCCCAGAAGCUUGCCUUUUAUCAAAAGGACCUGGAGUCUUUUGGUGUGGACUUGUCUCUUCUCUGUGAUGGCUUUUGCAAGGAGAUCCUCCUAGAAGAGGAACCCAUCUUUCAGCACAAGGCUUAUGUUUUCAUACACCUGACCAUGCAGGAGUAUUUCGCUGCCUUGUACGUUUUCCUCCUGCAUCACAUGGGCCAGUGCCCAAAUCUGCUAGCCAAAGGGCUGAUGAAAAAGAUGCGAGGGCUGUUCUCCCGUCCCACCUUUUCUGACGUGUGUAGAAGCGCAUGUAAGAAAGUGGCAUGGAGCCAAAGUGGGCACUUGGAUCUGUUCCUUCGCUUCCUGUGUGGCCUCUCGACAGAAAAGAAUCUGCAGCUUUUGCAGGGUCUGUCGACCCAGAAGGCCAGUGCCAGAGAGGAUGCUGCACGGACUGCAGCCUACAUUAAGAAAACUUUACAGAGGGACAUAGCUCCAGAACGAUGCCUCAGCCUCCUUUAUUGCUUAAAUGAAUUGAACGAUGGCUGUAUAGCUGACAAACUAAAGGAAUCUUUAAGGGAAGGAGCUCUGGCCACUCGAGACCUACAGAUGGCUGAAUAUUCAGCCAUCGCAUUUGUGCUCCAAACAUCCAGCUGUGACAUGCAGGAGUUCGACAUAACAGAUUACUCCUUUUCUGACGACAUGCUUUGGAGGUUGCUCCCUGUUGCUAAACUAUUCAGGACAAUAAAGUUAGUGCGAAAAGAGGUAACGAACCAUCUGGUGAACUUUCUUGCAGCCCUCCUGAUUUUAUCCAGAAGUCAAGUGCAGGAAGUUCGGCUGGAAGAUACAGAAGUCAGUGGUAUGGCAAUGAAACAACUGUGUAUAGCCUUGAAGAAUCCUUGUUGCAAAUUGCAGAAAAUAAGCUUUUCUGGUACGCACUUGACUCAAAGAUCCUGGGAAGACCUGACUGCUGUUGUCAAGAAAAAACACACAAUAUCAACUUUGGAUUUAAGCUACACUUUCCCAGACCAUUCUGCAAUCGCUUUAUUGGCUGCUGCACUGAAGGAUCCUGAGUGCAGACUGCAGACAUUAAUACUUGUUAACAAUGAUCUCAAUGUUUGCUGUUGUGAGGAGCUGGCAUCUGGGUUGUCCAAAAAUCAGAGGCUGGUAGAACUGAACUUGAGUCACAACCAGCUGAAAGACUUGGAGGUCAUGGCACUGUACAAUGGAUUGAAGGAGCCAAAAUGCAGACUACAAAUACUGCAUCUUAACCAUAACCAGAUCAGCAGCAACAGUUGCCAAGCCCUCGCUUCUGUUCUCACCCAAAACCAAGCACUGUCAUGGCUAAGCCUGACCAACAAUAGGCUCGGUAACGCUGGAGGUAAAAUUCUGUGUGGCGCAUUGAGAAACCAAGACUGCAAACUGGAAAAACUGAGUUUGCGACAUAACAGCCUGACAUAUGAUUGUUGUGAAGAAUUGGCCUUUGUUAUCAAGGAGAAUUCGAGAUUAUUGGACCUGGACAUCAGUGGAAAUAAAAUAACUGAUUCAGGUGUAGGAUGCCUGUGUCAAGUGUCGAAGAACAACAACUCCAAAAUACAGUGUCUCAGGAUUUCCUUGAAUGACCUCUCCGCAAAUUGUUGCCAGGAUCUCGCGUCCCUUCUGGUUGAACUGAGAACAAUAAACGAGCUUCAUCUUAACUACAAUGUUCUUGGAGACUCGGGUGUAAAGCACCUUUGUUGGGUCUUCAAAGUUCGAGGUACUGGAAUGGAAACACUAAGCCUGAAGAGAAAUUAUCUGACGGAUGAGUGUUGUGGAGAGCUCGUUUCUGCUCUUUGUGCGAAGAAUACCCUGAAGUUCCUGGACCUCUCCUUUAAUGGAUUUACAGACAACUGUCUGGAGGACUUCCGCCAUCUUGUACUGAACUGUGCCAAUCUGGAAGAGCUUGUAUUACAAGCAAAUUGUUUCAGUUCCCAAGGUUGCAAAGAGUUGGAGAAGCUGAUGGAGUCCAGGCUUAAUUUACAAGUUAUAACAGAGUGCAACCUGUCUGAAUCUAAGAAGUUUGCUGUUGAAAAAGACUGGCUUUGGUGGCCCAUGGAUGCAGUGUUGAUUUAGCCAGUGUUGGUGAAAUCGCCCUUGAAAGAAGAAUCAAAAAGGAAAAACCAUAUUUGCAACCAACCCCCCCCCCCAACCCCCGCCACUGGCACUCAAAGACUUUGGCCCUUAGAAACGACUUGGUGAGUCAUGUGAGGGCAUCAUGGACCUGUUAUUGGUCAAUCUUGUGUUACUAUAUGCCAUUUGUCCCUCUGAUACAGUCAGACACAGACUAGUUGGGUUGGGGGAGUGGGUCACUGAACUUUUAGCAUGGAGGAGUCUCAUUCAUUAUCAGAAUUAACCAGACAAAUUGACUAAGAACAGCCAUAUACCAUCACCCAUAGAAUUCAGAAUGAGCUACCAAUUAAGGGUACUGUAUAGUGGUUAUGUUCUUUGACUUCUUCUUACACCUAGUGGCACAUGCGGUGCUUGUGCUAACAUAUGUUUCCAUAGCUAGUUUUUCCUGGAACAGGUCACUAGACUGUCCCUGGAGGCUAUAGCUUGAGGGGGACCACUCUACAUCAAGCAUGGCUGACCAGGAGACUCUCCUGCUUUUACCAUCUGCCAACGGCAUAUUGGAAGGAUUUAAAAGUUGAUAAUCAACCAGUUUGACCAAGGUAUGAAUGCAUCUCCCUUGGCCAUCGAGUCCUGGAGUGGGACUCAUACCCAGGGCUUCUGGCUCAGAGGCAGGGAUGCUACCCACUGUGCCACAAGAUCUCUCCAGUGGUUAUGUAACUGAAGGAGGGAUCUAAGAGACCCAGGCCAAUAAGAUGGAGCUGAGAGUUCAAGGUCCACCAUGAUAAUUGAGUAAUUUAAAUUGAGUUAAUUAAAUAAGUCUGCAAUUCACAACCCUGGCGCAACAUGAAUUCUCUCCCUAAACCUCUCUGCCUUGCUUUCCUCCUUUAAGAUACUCCUUAAAAUCUACCUCUUAGACCAAGUUUUUGGGCAUCUUUCUUAAUAACUCCAUAUGUGACUCAGUGUGGUAUUUUGUUUUAUAAUGCCUCUGUGAAAUACUUGAGAAAGCUUUAUUUUGUCAAAGGUACUAUGUUAAUACAGACUGUUGUUGAAUAAAAAACUUGU